This is a messenger RNA of Anneissia japonica, 2714 nucleotides long. RefSeq names its product lumican-like. The transcript is spliced from 2 exons. The record is from RefSeq and is a predicted model, not a curated record. Gene Ontology annotation, cellular component: plasma membrane. Gene Ontology annotation, molecular function: protein binding. Bases 91 to 1260 code for a protein of 389 amino acids. NCBI's taxonomy places the organism in Eukaryota, Metazoa, Echinodermata, Crinoidea, Comatulida, Comatulidae.
AGUGCACUGAUAAACAGCUCUGCAUCAACAAACCACUAUUUUCCAACUGACUGUGAAAGAAUCUCCAGGGUAAGACUAAAGACAGCAAAGAUGAGAUAUCUGCUCACAAUAACAUCAAUCAAGGAAUACGGUGGCAUGAGGUGUCCAGUGAAGUGGCUGGUGAUGUACAUGCUCAUCACCAUAGAUACUACGCAAGUACUCUCCUACCGAGGACAGUUAAACAUUUGCGGUUUGCAAGACGGUUGUCGGUUAGACCAACAAACUGGAAUCCUCAACUGUAAGGAUCUUGACAUGCGAGAUAUUCCGAGACAAGCCUGCCCUGAAAUAAAACAUCUGGAUAUGCGUUAUAAUCACCUGGAAAGGUUUUCAACACGAAUUAAUGAUUACUACCCAAACCUGGGAACGCUUGAUUUUGGGGCAGCUAAGAUUACCUCAAUCUCACUUAAAGUCUUUGAAAAUUGUAGCACACUAAUUAAGAUCUUUAUGGAUAGCAAUGCCAUUACAAAUAUUAAAAAAUAUACCUUUGAAGGCUUGACAUCACUUAAAUACCUGUACCUCUCUGGAAAUAAACUUACAAGGAUUCAGCGAAAUAUCUUUGACCCACUGAAUAAAACAUUGCUCUACCUGGACCACUCCCACAAUAAAGUGCACAAAAUCCAAGAAAAGGCCUUCCAGGAGCUGUCAAGACUUGAGCGUCUCUUUCUUCAGAACAAUCAGCUGACCACAAUAAACUCUGGGAUGUUGAAAGGCUUGAAAUCUUUGACCCAUCUCUAUCUGUCAAACAAUAAUAUUACUUAUGUGCCACAUGCUACAUUCAAGGAAAUGCCACUCCUGCAGGAACUGAAGCUCGGCAACAACCCAGGAUUAAUAUCCAUUCAUUCUGGAGCUUUAAAUCACCUUGCACAGUUAAGGUUCUUGGAUCUCAUGCGGACAAAUAUCUCAACCCUAAAGAAUGUCUCGCAUCUGUUUUCACACAAUUCACAAUUAACAAACUUUCACAUUGCAGAUACACCUUUGGUCUGUGAUGAAAGUUUUGAAUUAUGGGAGAACUGGUAUAAAGGUGCCAAGUCCCAUCCACGAAAUACUGCUACAUGCUCUGAAGUUCCAUCAGAACCAAUGACAACAAUCACAAGGAGGCUGUCUUCAGAAGGAACACCCUACUCCAAUUUCUUGAAAGAGCCAAAUGAUGCAAGACAAAAUCGAAUGCAAGUUUUAAUUAUCACUGCCAUGGCUCUAUUGUCUUUGAGCCUCAAUACCUGACAUUUAUAAUAAAUCAGACUGAAAAUUUGAAGUAUAAAAUAUAUUUAAAGUAUAAAGUAUAUUUUUUUUAAUGAUAAAUUUUUAUAUUGAAUAUGCAUUUGCCUGUACAGAUUUUUUUUAAAUAAAUAAUUGAAUAAAUAAUAAUAAUAAUAUUAACAAUUAUUAUACUAAGAGCGGGCAUAAAUCCAUAUUGUAAUACGUAACAAAUCAAUAAAUAAUAGUCAAUAAAUAAUAAAAAUCUUACGUCCAUAUAUAUUUGUAUAUAAAUAUAUUUAAACCUUCAGGCCCUAGAUAUCUAAAGUUAUUAGAUUAUGCAGUAAAGACCAAUAUAAUAUAAUAAUGUAUGCUGUAUGCUAAAAAUGGCAGAUACCUACCUUUAUGUAAGGCAAUUCAACAAAAGGACGCACAUCUCGCGACAUCAAAGGUUAUAACUCUGGCAUCGACAUUCUACGCGCACCACACGCCUCUACACGUUGAUCUUCACAAAAACCAUAGCAAUCAAACCAUAAUUAACCGUCAGAGUGUGACAAAUUACUAUACAUGCGUGUCAGUUGUCAUGAUAAUUGUGCGUCGUGCGGUGGUUACAAAGGCCUAAUGAAUUUGCAUUAGCAUUAGACUGAAUUUAUUUCAACUCAAAUUUUAAUGAUGAGGUGGUGUCCGGUGGUUCAUGAGACUCACUUUGCAGAAAAAAACAAGUAAAUUUUCUGUAUGUACUCAAAUGUUCGUUUUGUGCACCUUAGUCCAACACUGUCAAAAUGACAAUUUAAUGUUAUAUAAGAACAUGAAUUUUUAUAAAAAUCGUAACUUUUUAUUUGCUAUAACUUUUCAUUUUGUUGGUAAAUUUUCACGAAUCAAACUGUAGUUUAUAGGAGCACUUCAUAAGAUCAUGGUAAAAAGAAAUCAGAUGUAACAGACAUUGCGAUGUACCCAAAAAUAAUAAAAUAGUAACUAACACCAUAAAACGUAUGGCAUGCAUAGCCUAAUAACUGACAGCUGUACCUGCAACUACUAUCGGGUUGUCGAUGCCGCAGUAAAGAUCAAAGGACCGUACGCACGCACUAUGAGAGAGGACAUGUGCAUCCUUUUGUUGAAUUGCCUUGCUUUAUAAGGUCUGUCUGAGUCUACAUUUGGCGCAAUACAAAUCACAUUAGGGCCGAGGCCAAAAAACACAGCUAAGAUUAGGUGUUGUUGUUGAUUUGAGCCUGUAUAGUUUUUCAAUACAUUCAAAUAAUUUUUCUGAUUGUUAAGAUUGUGCAGUACUUAAAGGAAACCUACAAAAUAUAUGGAAUACCAUGAUUUUGUUGGGUACAAUUAUUUAAUAAAGCAUACAGUAUUCAGAUUGUAACCUGUUGUGUGGUAUUUUGAAUAAACUUUAACCUAUAUAUCUGUUUGGCUGCAAUUGUUAAAAAACUGAAUGUUUACCAGAUUUUGCUGUAUUGGUGGCCCCAAUUCCG